Molecule: messenger RNA, 1434 nt
Organism: Nilaparvata lugens (brown planthopper)
Lineage: Eukaryota; Metazoa; Arthropoda; Insecta; Hemiptera; Delphacidae
Product: ceramide kinase-like
Exons: 5
Coding region: 400-1434 (344 amino acids)
Molecular function (GO): kinase activity
Source: RefSeq, a predicted model, not a curated record
AUCGUGAGCGAGCACCCAGCAGACAACGUAUGAUUACGAUGUUGUAAGCGUGAGAUUGUUUUCUUUCUCCUGAAAUUCCAAUUUAUUGGUUAGAUUAGCUCCCAACGAGGAAGUGUAUUGUAUAUUUUUAUUGAGUUGUUGUUCUCCCAAUCUUAACCUCUAUCAAUUUUUAUUUUAAUAUUUUCAAUUCUACCGUCAUCCAACACAAUCUCAAGCUUUUAUAGAUUGCAUUUUUUAAUAAAUACCUAGUUUCGUGGAUAAGUAUUAUUUCUUGCCUUGGUGAUUUCUACUUGGGAAAUGUUUACAAAUAGUUAUCAUGUUAUAUCAACAUCUUACUGUUAGGCAGUAUCCCCUCUUGUCUUGUGGUAAAGUAACAAUAUGUUAGUGUAGUGUAGAAUAAUGGCUCAAGCUGCAAGCGAAGAUAUCUUGGACUCUGUCCUUCUUACAACAUUCAAGAUCAAUGGAAGGCGUUAUAAAGUUCUUCUUAAUCACGGAACCUUGAUCUGGGAAACAGAAAAAUCUCCUGUCACAAGAUACUCGUUGCAGCUAAAUGAUGUGAUUGGAGUGGGUUACGACCAUUACCGUGACUAUUCUUGCUGCUUGAACAGUCAGAAUAAUGAUACUGUUGAAGAAAUCGGCACAGAAGAUUCAAUUGAAGAAUUCACAAGUCAUUCCCAUAGCAGCUUCCUCAUCCAUUACACUUUCAAAGAGAAAAAUAACAAAUGGGUAUAUUGUAAGCUUUUGGUGGCUCACAAAGAACCAAGAAUUGUCGAUAAAUGGCUUACAGUAAUCAAAUCGUAUUUGAAGGGGUUCACUCAACGCCCCAAAAACCUACUGAUUUUUGUCAACCCAUAUGGAGGUAAGAAAAGAGGUUUGAAGAUUUACGAGAAAAAAGUCAAACCCCUGUUGGACUUGGCAGGUGUGAAAGUGGAUCUCAGAAUCACUCAGCGAGCCAAUCAUGCUAAAGAAACGCUUUUGACCGAAAACCUUGAAGGUUUCGAUGGAAUUGCUUGCGUUGGAGGGGAUGGAACAUUCUCAGAGAUCAUGAAUGGUUUGUUGAUCAGGACAACCUUAGAUCAAGGGUUGGAUGCCAGUGACUUGGAUUGCGAAUAUCCACGCCCAAAAAUUAGGGUUGGAGUAAUCCCUGGGGGAAGUACUGACACUAUCGCUUAUUGUAUCCAUGGGACCACUGAUAUACGAACUGCAGUUUUACAUAUUGUAAUAGGUCAAAGUACUGGACUGGAUGUUAGUAGUGUCCACAACAAGAGUAAACUACUAUGCUUUUAUGCUAGUGUCAUGUCGUAUGGAUAUUUGGGUGACAUUAUUCGAGACAGUGACAACUUUCGAUGGAUGGGUCCAAAGCGCUACAAUUAUUCAGGAUUCAAGAGUUCAUUGCCAAUCAUGGGUAUGAAGGAGAGAUUGUAUUUUCUGUGA